Schistosoma mattheei is the source of this 4246-nucleotide messenger RNA. NCBI's taxonomy places the organism in Eukaryota, Metazoa, Platyhelminthes, Trematoda, Strigeidida, Schistosomatidae. The record is from the annotation of a GenBank genome assembly.
AUGUAUAGUUGUAAAGAUUACUUAAAAUAUCAUCAAAUACAAUCCAAUAAUGAUUUACGUAUAAAACUUGAACGUGAAUUAUCUCAAAAAGUACGUCAAGCUGUAAAAACUCCACCACGUGAACGUAUUAUUCGUAGACGUUUAAAUGAAUUUCAUUAUGAAAUAAAUAAACGUUUAAAAAAUGAAGAAAAGAAAAAACAACUUGUUAUACAAAUGAAUGAUAAAUUAAAUUUCAAUAUAACAACAAAUACUACUAAUACAAAUAUAAGUAGUUUAAAUAAUAUGAAUAAUAUAAAUGUAAUGGAUUUACGUAUGCAUCCAGAAUCAUAUAAUCAACAUUUAAAUUGGUCUAAAAAAUCUAAUAUAAACAUGAAUAGUCAAAGUAUAUUAUGGAAUAAAAAAUCUGGAUUAUCAAAGAAAGAGAUAAACAAUUUAACAUUUGUACCUGUUACCGAAAAUAAUCAUGAAAAUAGUUACUAUGAUAAUCAAAUUUCUUUAGAUAGUAAUGAAGUGCAUAAGAAUGAAGAUACAUCUGAUAGUAAUCAAUCAUCAUUAUACUACUUAAAUAACAAUUCUAUUAAAUCCUAUUUACAUAAUCAUCAUUCGUUUAAUAAACCACUCAAUAAUGAUUCAUUUAUUAAUUGUAUAUCAAAUAAUACUACUUAUUCAAAAUAUCUAAUACAUAAAUUACAUAAUUAUAAAAAUACCAUUGUAAACUUAAAACAAUCCUUAUUACCUAUUUCAUCCAUUCAUCAUCCAUCAACUUUUAAUUAUUUAGAAUAUAAUGAUGAAUAUGAUCAAUUAUUAAAUGAUACAUUUACAUUUGAUUGGAAUAUAAAUGAAUCAAUUGUUGAUCGGGAUCAAUCUAUUAAUAAUGAUCAUAAUGAUGAUCAUCAUGAUGAUGAUGAUGAUCUGGAUCAUACUAUAACUAAUCAUAUACAUAAUUAUUAUCAAAUGAGAUCUAGUUAUUUAACUAAUGAAGAUAUACAAUUAAUACAUAAAUAUUAUGAGAAAUUAUAUAAGAAUAAAAAGAUAUUAGAUAAAAUGAAUAGAAAUUUGGUAAAGAAUCAUUUAUGUACACGUCAAUCGAUUAUGGAAAAAUUUGAACGAUUAACUGAUGGUGAAAAACAAUUGUUUUAUUUCAGUGGUACUAGAGCAGCUUAUCUAAUGGCUACAAUUCAAUCUCAAUAUAAAUUACCUGAUGGUACACAAUAUCGUUUAAUGAAUCAAUCAACUAAUAAACCAUUAGAUUAUGUAAUAAUCAAUAAUUCAUUUAUCGAUCAAACGACAAAUGAUUCUUCUUCUUCUAAAGUUGAUAAUUUUAAUAAUGAUAAUACCCAGACAACAAAUUGUUCAUUCAAUACACUUCCUACAUUGAUUGAUUGGAAUGCAGUUGUUCGUGAUAGACAUGGACCAUUUUGGCCACAAAAUUAUGGACCUAUCUGUCAAACAUUAUCUAAUUUACAUAUAGAAACAAACAAUUCGAAUGAUCUUAAUGUUAAUAAACCAACCAUUCCUGAUUACACUGAAGAGAUUAAUCAACUAAAAAACAAGCAACCUUAUUUCAAAGAAAUACGAGUUAUUUUCGAUUCAGAAUGUAGUCCUUGUCUAUCAGGAACAUUGAGUACAUCAAUAUCAUCUCCCUUGGAUAUAAAACAAUUAGUUAAAGAGUUAACCAACGUUCAACAAUGGACACCACCAUGUUUAGUCUUUGAAUCGAGAUUUGAAUCAGGAAAUCUACGGCAAGUUAGACGAAUAGGACCAUUUCAUUAUGAAUUAUUAUUAAAACCGGAUCUCUAUACAAAACGUCAUGUACAAUGGUAUUUUUUUCGUGUACAAAAUAUACUUCCUGGUUUUAUUUAUACAUUUCUAAUUGUAAAUUUUACAAAACCAACAAGUUUAUAUUCACAAGGUUUACAACCUUUAUUGUAUUCAAAAAUGAAUUAUCAACAAAAUGGUAAGAAAUGGAUACGUGUUGGAAGAAAUAUCAAAUAUACACGUAAUACAAUGAAUUUAUCCAAUCAUUUACUUGAUACAAAUAGUGAAUAUUAUCAAUUGGAAUGGGAAAUGGAAUUUCCUUAUGCCAAUGAUAUUUGUUAUUUGGCCUAUUCCUAUCCGUACACCUAUACAAAUUUAAAAUUUGAUUUGAAUGAAUUACUUAUUAAAUCAAAUGAAAAUGAAACAUUGAAUAAAACGAUUAAUUGUGAAGUAUUAUGUCAAACUAGAGCUGCCAUACCAAAUAAAGAUAAAUAUGCAGUUGUAAUCACUGCUCGUGUCCAUCCUGGUGAAACCAAUUCUAGUUGGAUAACUUAUGGAUUAUUGAAAUUGUUAACAAGUAAUCAAUCAAUUGUAUUAACAUUAAAAAAACAAUAUACUUUCUAUAUUAUACCAAUGUUAAAUCCUGAUGGAGUAAUUGUUGGAAACUAUAGAUGUUCACUAACAGGGAGAGACUUAAAUCGCGACUUCUUAUUUUCAUUUCCAAAUUGUCGAUUCACUGUUCAUCCAAGUAAAGAAUCUACAAGUCGAGUGGUAUUUUGGAGAGAAUUUGAAGUGAUCAAUAGUUUCACAUUAGAAGCAACAUUUAAUGGUUCAACUUUACAAAAUAAUAGUUUAAUGAAAUUUGAAGUGGACGAUUUUAUGAAAAUGGGUGAACUAUUAGGAUAUUCAUUAUAUAAAUUUUAUGAAGUAUUAUGUAAUCCAUUAAAACUUAAAGAAACUCUAAAGAACUUAGCACAACAAACGCUUACCAAUUUAUGGAUGACAAAAAUUCCAUUGACACCUGAAAAUACAAUAUCUGAAGAACAUAAAGAUAAUCUAUCAAUCUUCAAUAAGAAAUCAUAUGAUUUUGUCAAAUCACAAUUAUAUACUACUAAUAAGCAAUUCUUUCAGUCAACUAUUAAUAGUGAUCAAUUUAAUCAUAAUAAUAAUAAUAAUAAUAAUUCAAUAUUAAAUUAUUCAUUAAAUGAUCCCGAUCAAAUUGAUGAUGAUCAAAUCAAUAAUGAUCAAAUGAAUGAUUCAUUGGAACAAUUAGCUAAAGCAAUACAUGUAUUAGAAAAAUCAAUAGAAUUACAUAAUAUUGAAUUGAAUGAAAAUGAAUUAUGUAAUACAAAUGAUAAUGAUAUAAGUUGUACUUCAGAUUCAAAUUCAGAUAGUGAACCAGAAAUGACAAUCACUGAUCAAAAUUCAUUAAAUCAAUAUUACAAUUUACGUGGUGAUCUUAUUUUAACUAAUCAAAUACAAACAAUCCUAUUAGAUCAAUCAAAACAAUUGAAACAGUCUAAUAAUACUGAUGAUGACAUCACAAAAUCAUAUAAAUUGAAGAAAAGAAAAAGAAUAAGAAAAAGAAAUUACAAACACUUCAUGAUCAAUCAUAAAGAAAAAUUAAGUAGAAGGUUAUAUUAUCUUAAUAAAUAUACUGGACAAUCAAAUCAUGGUAUACCAUGUUUUGUUGAGAAAAGAUUAUUUCAUCGUUCAUGUCAGCGAAUUCGUACAGUUUGGGAAAAUAUCGACCUGACUAAUGCACAAACAAUACAUGCUCAACGAAAAUUUGUGGAACGAUUUAUAAACAAUUUAGAGACAAAAAUUUCCAAACUAAAGUCUACUGAUAAUGUAACAAAUAUUGAUGUUUUAAAAUAUUUAAAACAAAUACAUUUGGAAGCAAAACAUCAAUUACAAUUAAUUCAAAGUCAAUUAAUUGAUAAAAACCAUCCAUAUAAAUCAACAAUGAUCCAUGAAACUAUGACAACAAUAGCUAAUAAUAUUGGAAUACCAUAUCCUCCACCGUUACCAAACUUUACUACUACAGGUCAUCAUAUAAAAACACAUUCAGCAAUAAUAACUACCACUAACAACAGUACAACCAAACGAAAUAUGUCAAUAGGAGGAGGAGGAGGAGGAAGAAUUGAAAGAAAUAACAAUGAAUUAAUUCCUCGAAGUAGAUCAUGCAAUCUGUUUCUAAGGAAUAAUAAUAAUAAUAUCAAUAAUAAUGGCAAUAAUAAAAACAAUAAACUUCUUGAAUUGCCUAAAAUUAUAGAGAAAAUAUCAGAAAACAAUAUUAUGUAUCAAUCUAGAAACAAUUCUAAUAUCCCUGAUAGUAUAAACAUAAAAGUUUAGUCUAUAUCUAUACACAUAUAUCUAAUGACAUUCUUCUCAAUGAUAGGUAAAAGUGUAAGAAUAUCACCAUGGAGUUCUUUCUCCCCCCCCCCCUUUUUUUAUCUUGGUAACAUAUAAUGCUUCGAAGAAAUAC